This is a messenger RNA of Rosa rugosa (rugosa rose), 2348 nucleotides long. RefSeq names its product vicilin Jug r 2.0101-like. The coding region runs from base 63 to 2255 and encodes 730 amino acids. The record is from RefSeq and is a predicted model, not a curated record. NCBI's taxonomy places the organism in Eukaryota, Viridiplantae, Streptophyta, Magnoliopsida, Rosales, Rosaceae. The transcript has 8 exons.
GGCCUCCUAUAAAUGCCUCACCACUCGGCUAUGCUUUUCCAGACUCAUCAAAAGCAAUAACCAUGGCGAUACUCAAAACUUUUUUCCUUUCCACUCUUCUCCUCGCCUCAAUCUCCUUCUCUCUUGCUUAUCAUCAUGAGGAUCCUUCCCAGCAGUUGGAGCAAUGCCAGCGGCGAUGCCGGGAGGAGAUGCCGCGCGGACUUCAACAGCAGCAGUGCCAGCAAGAAUGCAGAGAGCGGAUGCAGCAGCAGGGAGGCCGCGGUGGCGGUAGCAGAACCCCGUUCUCUCGUGAUCCUGAGCAGAAGUUUGAGCAGUGCGUGGAGAGUUGCCAGUCGAGGCAACACGGCCAGCAACAGCAGCAGCAAUGCCGCCAACAAUGCGGUCAACAAAUGAGCCAGCACGAGCGCCAACAAAUGUGCCAAAGACGUUGUCAGAUGCAAGACAGUGGUCAGCAACAGUGCCAAAGAAGGUGCAUGCAGCAGCUCGAGCAAGGAGAACUAGACAUUAAUACAUCAAGAGAUCCCGAACAAAAACUUGAGCAAUGCCAACAGAGUUGCCAAUCGAGGCAACAAGGCCAACAACAGCACCAGCAGUGCCGUCAACAAUGCGCACAGCAAUUGAGCCAGCGAGAGCGUCAACAAAUCUGCCAAAGACGUUGUCAGAUGCAAGACAGUGGUCAGCAACAGUGCCAAAAAAGGUGCAUGCAGCAGCUCGAGCAAGGAGAACUAGACAUUAACACAUCAAGAGAUCCCGAACAAAAACUUGAGCAGUGCCAACAGGGUUGCCAAUCAAGGCAACAGGGCCAACAAGAGCAGCAGCAGCAGUGCCGUCAGCAAUGUGCACAGCAAUUGAGCCAGCGAGAGCGUCAACAAAUCUGUGAGCAACGCUGCCAGAGGCAACAACGUGGGGAUCAACAACAGAAACAACAGUGCCAAAGAAGGUGCCAGCAACAACUUGAGCAGGGUCAACAGGGUGAGGACCAGAACUACCGACGAGAAAGGGAGGACCAGCAAAUUCGGGGUCAGAGCCAAAUGAACAACCCUUACUACUUCCCCUCGGACAUGUUUCAGCAAAAAUUCAGGUCUCAAGAAGGUGGGAUGUAUGUUCUUGAGAGGUUCACCGAGAAUGAAAAUAAGCUUCUUCGCGGCAUUAGGAACUACCGAUUAGCCAUCAUCGAGGCCAAGCCCAACACUUUCGUCCUCCCACACCAUUGUGAUGCUGAAUCUAUUUUCGUUGUUAUCAAUGGACGUUGCACCUGUACAAUGUUGAUGCAAGACAACAAAGAGUCGUUCAACAUGGAAAUGGGUGAUGUCCUCAGAGUUCCUGCAGGGGCUAUCGUCUACCUUGUUAACAACAACAAUGAUCAGACUCUAAGAAUUGCAAAGCUCAAGCAGCCAGUCAACACUCCUGGACGAUUUGAGGAGUUCUUCCCUGCAAGUUCUCAAGACCUAGACUCAUACUUCAACGUUUUCAGCGAUGACAUUCUUGAAUCAGCCUUCAAUACCCCAAGCGAUCAGCUACAGAGGGUGUUUGGACAACAACAGCAGAAGAGGCAAGGCAUGGUGAUGAGGGCAUCACCACAACAACUCCAGGCAUUGAGUCAGCACGCUUCUUCGCCCAGGAGCAAAGGCCGUCAGUCUGGCAAGGGUCCAUUCAAUCUUCGAAACCAAAAGCCCAUCCAGGCCAACAAGUUCGGCAAAUUAUUCGAAGCUCGCCCUGAGAAGUUCGAUCAGCUCCAGGACAUGGAUGUCUCAGUCACUUGCGUUGAAGUCAACAAUGAAGCUAUGAUGCUGCCACACUACAAUUCUAAAGCAAUAUUCGUGGUGCUGGUUGUGGAAGGAAGCGGACGGGUCGAGAUGGCAUGCCCACACAUGGCAAGCCAGAGCCAAAUGGGUGAGGAAGAAGUAGAACAACAUGGAGAACAGAUGAAGGUCACAGCUGAUGUAUCAGAGGGUGAUGUUUUCGUUAUCCCAGCAGGUCAUCCCAUUGCCAUAGUUGCCCAAAACCAACAAUUGAAAAUGUUGGGAUUUGGAAUCAAUGCCCAAAACAACAAGAGGAACUUCAUUGCAGGGAGAGAGGCUAACCCGAUUAGGGAGAUGGAGAGAGAGGCUAAGCAACUGACCUUCGGGCAAGAGAUGGAGCAGAUCAUCAACAGGCAGAGGGAAUCUUAUUUCGCCCCGACAGGGCAGAGCCAGCAGCAGAGAGGAGGCAGAGACGAGCCCUUAUCUUCAAUUUUGGCAUUUGCAGGCUUUUAAAUAGAUAUAAGCAGUACUAUAGGGAGAGAGUAAUGUACGCAGCAUGAUGUAAUAAAAUCCAAUUAGUAAUAGUAUGUAAAGCAGCAGCAGUAG